AUGACUUCCCUCCAGAACAAGGUCGACGCCGUCAAGGCCGCCAUCACACCGACGACAACAUGCACCUCCGCGACGACAGUCCUCCUCAAGGACCUCCUCAUCGCCGAAUCCGAUUCUCACACGUCACCACCACCACCACCAACAACAACAACAACAACAACAACAACAACAGCCUCGAGCAACCCCACCAGCAAGCCCGCGAGAGGCGCGUCCGCCCGCCCCAAAACCCCCUCCACCACGCGACAGCGAGCGCCAACGACGACGACGACGACGAGAACAACAGCAGCGCGCCAGCCGAAACCCGAAAAUGACCUCUCGAGCAAGGAAAAGGCCGCCCUCGCCACCCAUGUCGUCAACGCCGGCCUCAAAGCCCUCACCGAGACGGCCAAACCAGCUACCACGGCGCCUCCGAGUCAACCCACCGAACCAGCGCCACGAAAGCGCUCCGACGCUGAGCCGAGAAGAGGCCUCCGACGGUCGAGCUCCAUGCCCAUGUCGCCCCUGCAGCCGCGCGCCCUGAACCGCGUCUCGACGUCGCCGAUGCUGCCCAAGACGGCCACCGGCCGGCCGCAGUCGGCCCACGGCGGCGCCGCAGCGUCCAGCUCGUCUUCGUCGUUCGCCAGCGCGUGCCUGCCGCUCGUCGAGUGCCUGCGCGUCUCCUUUGCCUGCCUGCGUUCGCUGCACGCCGCCGGCAAGGUGACGCUGCCUGAGGGCCAGCUCGAGGCCGGCAUGUCCUCGUUUGUGACGAAGCUGCUGGGUCUCGGCCUGCAGGACCACGCCCUGAGGGAACUGGCCGUCUUGAAGAGGAGGCUUGCACAGCUGGAUGCGACGAAGCCGAGCACCAAGACGGAUAAGGCGGCGGUGGCGGCUUCUCAUGCGAACACACUGGCGACAAAUCCGGCCGAUCUUCUCGAUUACGGCGCCAUCAAGGCCUCUGGUGCGAUUCUCGGCCUCGUCAUCACGUCUCAGCUGCACGCUCUGCGACUCAUCGCGGCGGCAAAAAAGCCUGCUAUGGUCGAGGCGGCGGUGCCCUUUCUCGGUGACCAUCCUUCCUCACCGAUGAACCUGUUGUCGCGAUACGCCAAAGAGUCGGCAGCGGCGAAAAACAAGGCGGCGCGCCAGCUCGAACAGUUCUCCCAGCUCAUCUUGUCCCUGCCGCCAAGCGUGUCCAGCAAGGAGGAUACCCUCGCCACCGAGAAUCGCCUCAGCUGCUCACCGACGGCAGCUCUCCAGCUCCACUCUCUCGGCUUCGAAUACCGCCUCUGCUGGUGGGCCAUGGCCGGACACGAGGCCGACGUGGACGGCGAUCUCAUGCUGCCCCUGUCUCGCUGCAUGGCGGCUUUCGUCCGGCGCUGCUCGACGCCCACGCCGGCGGCUUUCCAGGUCGCGCGCGGCGCCUACACGCGCAUCACCGACCUCUGCGCACAGCAGCGCCUGCAGCCCUCGACCUCAGCCUCUUCCCCGCUGGCGGCCAUCUACCAGACCCUCGGCACCCUCGCGCAGAGCGCGCGCCUGUUCACCGAAGCCGCGACCUGGCUGACACUGGUCAAGGGCCACCUCGACCCGGAACAGAGCUCGGCCGCCAAACGCUGCUCGGUAGCAGCACAGCUGCUCGCUGUUCAGGCGAAGCGCGAGGACACGCCGACCGAGGAGCUCGAGUCUCUGCUCCAAGCGAUCAUCGGCGAGCUCAAGGGCACACUCAAAGGCGACUCGGCCGAGCUCGAGGAGCUCAUGAUUAACCUCACGGCCGCGAGGCGGUCAACUGUCGGCCUCUUGGUUCACAAGGAGUCUUCCUUACCUCGACAUACGACCGCCUCCUGUCACGACUUUGUCCUGCAGUUUCCGCACUUUGCCCUGCGCUGGAUGGGCAAGGCACCGGCGAGGGACGCCGACGCGAAACACACGAUUCGCUACGACCAACGACGGCAGACUCUCCUCGCGACGGCCACGCAGAUUAUGGACUCGGCCUUUGUCGUCCUCAAGGCCAAGAUUUCGAAAGACGACAUGCCGUGGACUCAGCUCGACGGAACGCUACAGGACUGCCUCACGCUUCUUGAGCACCUCGGCGAGACGAACCUGCUGCAGAAGAGCGACGGCGCCAACACGUACCCUGUCAAGGUCUCCUCGCUCUACUACUACCAUGCCGAUCGUGUCCAGCGCAGCGGCGGCGAAAAGGAGGACAGCAAGGCCGUUCUGCGGCCCAUCAAGCGCUCGAUCGAGGCCGUCGCCGACCGGUCGCCGCGCGAAAAGGAGCGCGCCCAGCUCGUCAAGAAGCUCGAGCGCUUCUCCGAGCUCUCGCGGGCUUCUGGGCGCCUCGCUGAGGCCCGCGACGCUCGUAAGGCCAUCUGCACAAACAUGGUGGAGGAUGGCGUCCUCGCAGCCGUUGCCGCGAGCCUCAAUGACAAGGCGCCCGCCCUGGCCUGGAGGGCCGACGCCAAGACGGAGGCGCUGUCGCGCACGCUGGCCGCCAUGGUCAAGCUCGACCAGGCCUGGAGCGACUGGACGUUUUUCCUCGCCGAGCUCGAGCGCGCCGCCGUGCUCGAGCACCUCAUCCAGAUCAUCGUCUCGGAUGCCGCCAAGAGCAGCGGCAGCAGCAGCAAACCGACCGGCCUCUCGAGCUCCGUGCCCGAUGCCCUGCUGAGGCUCUACUCGCUCGAGCGCUUCCCCGUCCGCAGGCUGCGGACGCUCUGCCUGCUGCUCGCCAUGAGCAUGGGCGAGCAGCAGGAGUUCCAGUCCCUGCGCGUCCAAGUCGAUGCGACCCUCGAUGCCUGCCGCAGCAGGGCCUUCGGCGACGACGCUUCCCUCGCCAAAUUCCUCCCCCACCACGAGGCAUAUCUCGCAUCCAUGAUUGCUCUCAUCGACACAGAUCCAGCUUCGGCGACGAACGAUCUCGAGGCGCCUGUCGCGGCAUGGCGCGCCAUGAUCGCGCGCUGCACAUCCGUCGACGACAUGUACGCCUGCGUCGAUGACCCGGAGCAGCUCUUGCGACACUUUGGCUCCGUCGAGGCCUUUGCCAACUUGCGCGGCGACGAUGCGCUCCGUCUCGCCGUCCUCGAACUAUCCACCGACCUGGCCCGCCUCAUGACGAGCUCGUCCAUCAACGCCGUGCUGCUCAGCCACAGCGCCCUCGCCGACCACUACCUCGAUCUCGGCCACGAAGCCAAAGCCAAGGACAUGCUCGCCAGAGCCGCUCUGCUCGCCGCACCAGACGAGUCAGAGGCGGGCCCAUUAUCGGGGUCGGAAGUGGCCUGGGUGAGCCUCCAGCUGUCAUCGGUCGAAUACCACCUCGCUGCGCACAACUACGUCGAGGCCGAGGCAGCUCUCGCGGAGGCCAAGGCCGCGUUUGACAAGCAGACGACGCUGCAAAAGGGCUCCAGCCUGCAGCGGAGGCUGCUCCUCGCGCGCGCGACCUAUGUGUACUCACUCGUCGCCAUGGGCAAGGGCGAGACGCACCAAGCCCUCAACUAUGCCAAGAACAACGUUAAGCUUUUGUACUCGAGCUGGGCCAAGCUUGAGGCCCGCAACCCCGCCGCCUCGCACGAGUCCUCGCAGCUGUCCAUCGUAACCAGCUCCGCCGACGAGGAUGACAGCGGCAGCAGUGUCCAGAAGAGCACGACAGGCACCAACAGCAGCAGCAUCCUCCACGUUGCCGAUGGGCCCGACUACUGGGCCCUCGCCUGCGCCCUGCUGCGGAGCAUGUUCCACCUGUCGUCCGUCUAUGUGCACAUCGGCAUGUUCCAGGAGACGCUCUACUAUGCGGAAAAGGCCCUGUCGAUCGCAGAAUCCAUCGACUCGCUGGCUCACAAGACGCAGGCACAGAGCUGGAUUGGAUCCGUGUGGAUCAGGGCCAACAAGCCUGAGAAGGGACUCAACCUGCUCCAGCGAGCGCGGGAGACGCUUGAGUCGCAGAAGCCGUCGCGACGAGCCAUGCGCCUGGCGUGCGAACUCAGCGCCUCAUACGGGUUACUCAAGGACCGGCAGAGCGAGGAGGAGCUGUUCGGCACGGCGGAGGCCAUGCUCAAGAUGCUCAGCAGGGCCGGCGUCGGCGGUGUUUCUGCGAACGAGGAUGUGGUGGAGAAGAUGCAGAAGCUCACCCUCGACGAUGCGGCUACCGCGACGAAGACCGCGCGAGCCGCCCGCACGACGCGCGCCACGAGAACGACGCGUACUUCUGCGGCGGCACCCAAAGUUGCAGCCAAGAAGCCUGCCACGAAAGCAACAAGGACGAGGGCUGCUGCGCCCAAGACGAGAACAGCUGCUGCCGUCGACAUUGCUCCCAAGGCCCCACCCAAGUCUCCCGCGCUGCAGACCUCGAUGCUCAUCAGCAAGGCACUCGCGCACCUCGACAAGAAGGACUGGCCGGCCGCCAUGGAGCUGCUCGACGAGUCGCAGAAGACGUCCGUCGGGUUGAGGCAGUCUCUCACCGUGCAGGUCCACAGGGCGGCCUGUCUCAUCGGGCAAAGCCUCGAGGAGAUGCUCCACGAUUCCGUCUUCUCCGUCGUGCAGGAAUCCACCAUUUCCUUCCCUGCCGUCGCCGCCAUUGCUGGCACCGACAAGCAUGCCGCAGACAAGGCGGCCGCCGCCUCGCCACCUGCUAGGAAAUCGCGCGCGCGAGCCGCCACGCUGCAGAAAGACGCCAGGCAGGACACCAGCUUCGGCUUCGUCGAAUCGCUGCAAAGGGCACUCGAAUAUCUUGUCGAGGCACACUCGAUGGCCUUCGUCACAGGCGACGGCCACCUCGUGCUCCGCAUCUCUGCUCUCCUGCAGAACACAACAAUCUUCCUCUCGGCAGCCUCAAACCACACGGCCAAGAGCCUGCCGCAUAUCGACUUUGCAACCUGUUCCAUGGAGCUGGCGCGCAACGUGACGUGGCGGCGCACGCGCAAGAUGAUUGCCGUCGAGCAGAGCGACGCCCCCUUCAGUGAUAUCUCGUGGCCCACGGCCCUCGCUCUCAAAGAGGGCCGUCGACUGAGCUGCGGCGUGACGACCGACGUUGCCCGGUUCCAGCGCGACUAUGUCAACAUCAUCCCGGCGGCCUGGACCGUCGUGUCCAUUUCGCUCAGCGAGAACCGUCACGACCUGUGCAUCACCAAGCUGCAAGCCGACCACACGCCUUUUGUCCUGCGCUUGCCGCUUGAGCGUGCCGUCUCGCGUGACGCCGACACAGAAGUCUUUGACUUCGAACAGGGACACGGCGAGCUUCUCGAGGUCAUCCGCCUUAUCAACGAGAGCUGCCACGACGAAGGACGCGACUGGUCUGCCAAGGGCGCCAAAGCCGCAUGGUGGCAAGAGAGAGAGGCUCUCGACAAGCGCAUGAAACAUCUCCUCGACAACAUCGAACAGAUCUGGCUCGGGGGGUUCAAGGGUAUCUUCUCGCAGCACCCGCGGCGCGACGACCUGCUGUCGCGGUUUCAGAAGGCUUUCCAGAAGACGCUCGACAAGCACCUCCCGUCACGGAGGCAGGUACGCGGCAAGAAGGUCAACACAGCGCCCAAGAUCACGCUCGACCCGCGCAUCCUAGACCUUUUUGUUGGCCUAGGUGAUCCCGCUUCACCUGAUUUCGACCUCGACGAGGCGCUGACGGACCUUCUCUACUUCGUCGUUGAUAUCCUACAAUUCCACGGGGAGAGGAACGCUUACGACGAGAUUGACUUUGAUUCGAUCAUGCUGGAGACGUAUGACGCACUGCAGGUAUAUCAUGCAGGCCUGAAGAGCUCGGAUCCUGUCGAGGGGGCACACACCAUUCUCAUCCUCGACAAGGCCCUACAUGCCUUUCCCUGGGAGUCACUGCCCUGUAUGGACGGGCUCGCCGUCUCUCGCGUCCCCUCCAUGGCAUGUCUCCGCCGCCUUAUUCUGGAGCAGCAAGACGACGCCGUCACUGGGGAGAAAACGCCGGCGGGCCACACAAUCUCGGCGAAGAAGGGCACCUAUAUCCUAAAUCCGGGCUCUGACCUCCCCAAUACGCUCGGCACAUUUCAGAAACCUCUCUCCGCCCUCGACGCGACAUGGUCCAGCGUUGUCUCGCGCACCCCGAGCGAGGCCGAGUUUGAGGCUGCGCUCCGCGAUUCAGACGUGCUGCUCUACUUUGGUCAUGGUAGCGGUGCACAGUAUAUCCGCAGCAAGACCAUUCGCCGCCUUGAAAAGUGCCGCGCCGCGGCGUUGCUGAUGGGCUGCAGCUCCGCCAGUCUUACGGAGGCCGGCGAGUUCGAGGUCCACGGCCCCGUGUGGAACUACAUGAUGGCGGGGUGUCCCGCUGUUGUCGGCACGCUGUGGGACGUGACGGAUCGGGACAUUGACCGUUUCGCUGGACGGCUUUUUGAGGAGUGGGGCCUCAUGGUCAGGGGAUCGUUCCCGGUUGACAAAUGGUCUGCCGGGCCAGCGAGCCUGGACGUCGUCGCGACAACGUCUGUUGUGGAAGCUGUCGUGAAAGCGAGGGAUGCGGUGCGAUUUCGGUACCUCACGGCCGGCGCUGUCUGUGUGUAUGGUAUUCCCGUCUAUGUACGACCAGACACGCGGUGA
This is a messenger RNA of Verticillium nonalfalfae, 6519 nucleotides long. RefSeq lists its product as uncharacterized. The transcript has a single exon. The coding region runs from base 1 to 6519 and encodes 2172 amino acids. Gene Ontology annotation, molecular function: protein binding; cysteine-type endopeptidase activity. Gene Ontology annotation, cellular component: mitotic spindle pole body; mitotic spindle; centrosome. Lineage: Eukaryota; Fungi; Ascomycota; Sordariomycetes; Glomerellales; Plectosphaerellaceae. The record is from RefSeq and is a predicted model, not a curated record. Gene Ontology annotation, biological process: meiotic chromosome separation; proteolysis.